AUGUGUGAAGGAUGGGAUGCUGAGAUCCAGAACCUCUUGAUUUUCGCUGGUUUGUUCUCGGCCAUUGUAGGAGCCUAUGCCAUCGAGGCAGCUUCAGGGCUCCAGGAACCUCCAGAAGCGCCCCAUACCCAGCUUCUCGUCCGAAUUUCAUCACAGCUUGAAUCGGUCUUCAACUCAACUACCAUUCCACUCCCCGAACUAGAGCCCUUCGCCCCGACUGCAAGCACACUCCGCGUCAACGUCCUUUGGCUCAUCAGCUUAACACUCAGCCUCGCGGUCGUUGCAAUCGGUAUUCUUUGCCUUCAAUGGAUACGAGAGUACCAGCGUCAGGAACCUGGCAGAUCGCACAAGGAAUCCAUCGCUGGUCGCCAUUCGCGCUACAAAUCGCUGACAAAGUGGAGGAUCCCAUUCAUCAUCUCCUCGCUCCCUGUCCUCCUCCAACUCGCCUUUGCUCUUUUCUCGAUCGGCCUUGUGGACUAUUACUAUGAUAUGAACCGGAUGGUUGGAUGGGUCGUGGGCGUGUCGGUGGCCCUGGUCAUGGCUGUUGUCGUCGGAACUACCAUUCUCCCUGGCCUUCACGACUUUGGCCUCUUCUUCUGGUGGUACAAGAGUGGAAGGAAUAAAUCCUCCUCCGCCGAUACAGCAUCGCUCACCUCCUGCGCGUACAAAUCACCGCAGGCAUGGGGGUUUACGAUGUUCCUUAGUGGCGUCAUUGCUCUCUGGACGGAAGCUUGUGCGCGACUCGGCCAUUAUUCUUCUACUUUGCGGGAACUAGCCUUUGUUGCCAAGAGCUGUCCCAACUGGGGUGCAUACGACCGAUGGUGGAGGGAGACCUCGCGAGAUGACUAUAUGGCGGCCCUGUCAUCCAUUGCGGAAACCUUCAAAGAAACCGACCCCAACAUCGCACGUGCCGCCCACCACUGUAUCUGCAACGUGAUGUCUGUUGGAGAGAUCCACCAAGCUAGUCGGUUGCUCCCAGAGGAGACUCGCCGCACGUUCCAGUAUGUUCUCAACCCCAACGAGCGGCCCAUUCAAGUCGCCAAGGACUUUCUGGUAUUCGAAUUCGCCAAGAAACAGGUCCCUGUACUGGAAUGGGAGCAUCUGAAUCGACUGGAGUUAUUCGUCAGGCUACUUGAGGACCUCCCACCAAAUCUGCGGUUAACAGUUGAGAGUGCGUGCCCGAGGAUCUGGACAGGGCGGGAUACGGACGCUAUCCUUCCACUACCUCAGAAUCUUCGGAUCCAGCUUUUCAAACACUUCAAAGCUCAGCUUGAACGAAGGCCAUAUCGAAACACCCCUAUUCUUCCUAAUAUGUUCGUGCUCCUCACCACUCUCGUGCUGGAUCCCUUGGAAGAAUCCACGUCGCUCACCCUACUCGAUUCUGACACUGGCGAGGAGGCGAUACCAACACCGGAGACUCACCCACGCACCUUCGAGAUGCUCGAUACUGGUUUCAGAGUUCUCUCAACUAUCGACUUCCGGUAUCACAAACACAACCUCGAGAACUAUGCCCUCAAGCGAUGGACGAGUCCUGCUUAUCGAAGCACUUUCAUCGCCAACCAAGGAUUGAUUGUAAAUUCGCUUGGGUUCUGGAAAUUCAUGGGUCUUCAGCUGCGGGAAGAUCCAUACCCUUGGGCGUAUAACGAGGAACGGUGGGAGAUGCUCCCGAAGAUGGUGGAUCUGUCGAAGAUGACGAUGAUAGGAUUGCCUCAGGAAGUCGUAGAAUACCUGGAUGAAUAUCAUCCCAAGGAAGGCAAAUUCCGCAUUCGAAGACGACCAGAAUCUGAUUUGAACCUCGGAGACAAUGUUCGAUUGGAAAGGGCGUACCGUGGACCACCGUCUCGUCUCCGAUAGGCAGUGUACGUAUUCCUUUACAUUAAUGCACUAUUUCCACACCAAAGAGGUAAUUAAGGACUAUCAUAAACGAUUCGUAAAAUAACAGGUCGUAAAAAUCAUACACAAAUUCAAUAUCUCGACUUUCUCGUU
Molecule: messenger RNA, 1986 nt
Organism: Coprinopsis cinerea okayama7#130
Lineage: Eukaryota; Fungi; Basidiomycota; Agaricomycetes; Agaricales; Psathyrellaceae
Exons: 4
Coding region: 1-1854 (617 amino acids)
Source: RefSeq, a predicted model, not a curated record